AUGGUUCGAGUUAUUACUCAAGAUACUUACGAUGAAGUUGUUAAGGAAAACAUCGAAGAGUUUGAUAUGAGUCCUGAAGAGGCUAUAAAAGAGGCGAUAGAUCAGUUUGAGGCACAAGGUGUAGACCUCACUAAUAUAAUAAAGGAUCUAGCUUUGGGUUCUGGCGAUAAGCAUUUGGUUUUGACAACUGUAAAAAAAUUGAAGGAAUUAUGCAGCAAUAAUGAAAAUGGCACCUUAAUUAUGAAUGAAUUGGAUAUCUUAAAGGCAGAAUGCAGUAAAGAUAUAGCACACAGAGUUAUGGCGGGAAAAGCGGGUGCUUAUAAUAUAUUAAUAGAUCUAUUAGAAGAAAAAUUAAAAAUGUAUAAAUUUGAAGAGAAUGAAGAAAAUAAACAGUUUGUAGUUAAAAUAUUAAAUUGUUUGGUAGCCUUGAUGGAAGUACAACCGGACUUACUUGAUAAGAGAGGAGUUGAUUUAAUUGACAGUUGUUUAGAUCUUGAGAAUGACGAAAUUAUAAUAUCAACAUUGAAAUGGAUCAACGAAUGUUGCACCAAACAUGAAAUCAAUAGACAGAAUCUGUUUGCAACGAACAUCGGAAAGAAAUUAAAGAUUUUACUCGGAAAAAGUAAUGUACAGUUAUUAUGUGAAGUAUUACAAGUUAUAAGGAAGUUCACUCUCGAUGAUGAUAUUCGAGUUGAGUUUGGUAAAGCACAUGAACAUGCUCGUGAUUUGGGUCUACUUUUACUUGAAACACUUGCUGGAUUAAUGAAAAAACACACGACCCCACCACUGGUGUCUGAGUUAAUGUGGACUACCUCUACAUUGUUAGUACGUCACGAGCUGUGCUCGAGGGCGGACCUACGGGCGGAGCUCAUGAGCGUCCUCUGUGACAAUUACGAUAAUGUGGUUGUCGUUCAACAAGCUUGUAAACUUAUCACCGCAUUGGCUGGUAAUGACGAUGUCAAACGUGAUAUAGUUAAUGGUGGCAUUGUACCAGUUAUAGUUUCAUUAUUAGGGAGACAUUCUUCAAAUGCACCGGCGUCAGCGCUUAUACUGAAAUGUAUAGCAGCCUUAUCACUGAGAGAACCGAAUCACGCGAAACAGUUCUUUGAGACAGGCGUCAUAAAGGCGAUUGUUGAAUGUAUCAAGAUACAUCCUAAUAAUUCUCAAGUACAGAAAAACGCGUGCUGGGCGAUACGUAAUCUAGUAUCGCGAUGUCGUGAAUACAACUCACAGUUCCACGAACUAGAUAUAGAAGCUUUGUUGAACAAAACGUAUAAUAAAUUCAACAAAGAGUUUGGAUUCGAUGUUAAAUCAGCACUCAGAGAUCUUGAAUGUGAUGUUAAGUUUGAGGAACAGUGGACGGGGAGAGGCGGGGAAAUUGAACAAUGA
Messenger RNA from Danaus chrysippus (African queen), 1389 nucleotides. NCBI's taxonomy places the organism in Eukaryota, Metazoa, Arthropoda, Insecta, Lepidoptera, Nymphalidae. The record is from the annotation of a GenBank genome assembly.